AUGGCCUCAUGUCCACCCAAGCUGGUGUCGGAACCAGCCCGUGAGAGGGAAUCGUACAAAUAUGGAGCGUCUUUGCUGAACGAUAUCACGGACUCACCGAGCGAAGGCGCCUCUCAAUCAUCCGGCCAAAAUACUCCCUCGGGAAACGAAAACCAAAACGACGACAUUACCGAACAAGAAGUAGCAUCCAGAGACACUGUACUAGCCUCACUUGCGCAACUAGGCCUCUGGAGAACAGGCACCGACCGUGCUUUGAUUUCUCUUUUCGAUCGUAAUUACCAGUACGUCGUCGCCGAGACGACACAACGAUCUUCCCUCGCGCCAGGUUCAAUGCGACCCGAUAAUGACAAUGGGGAGUUUUGGUUGUAUCCCGGAACAUUUCCACGCCAGCUUUCGGUCUGCGAUCGGGCUCUUAUGGCGGAAACAAAGUGUCCUUCGACCGUCGACAAUGAGUUGCCCCUCACUUUAAUACCAGAUCUUGCAACGGAUGUCCGACUCUCUAAGAUUCCACAUCCGUUAUCGGAAUGCCCUGCUAGGUUCUACGCUGCAGUGCCAAUACGAUCACCUGCCGGCGUCGACAUUGGUGUCUAUUGUGUGGUAGACCCCGAACCAAGAGAAGCUGAAACCUGGAGUCCUAAAGACACACAGGCUUUACGAGAAAUCUCCUCCAAUAUCAUGCAUUACUUACGGUCCAAAAGUGUUGGGGACGCUUAUCGUAGGAGUGUACGAAUGACCAGAGGGAUCGGUUCUUUUGUCGAGAGGGAAUCAACCAUGGCGGGUUGGAAGGCUGGUACUAGCUCCCCAGCCUUCCAUGAUGAUGCAACUAGGGAAGGCGCCCUGAAUUCCGAACAGCAGGCACUGCAGCGGUUCCGAGAUCUGAGCCUUGAAAAUGCAUCGUCUGUCAACACGCAAACGCAUCCCAACACUACAGCAGAGACGAUUGCAGUGAGUUCUCACUAUGCUGGGCAAGCAAAAUCGUCCAGUGCUUCGUCGCCGAGCAAGCCUACCAAAAAGUCUGACGCCAAUGCUAAGGAAAAUGCCGUGGCCAACAUAUUCUCUCGGGCUGCUAACCUUAUACGCGAAGGGAUAGAGAUUGAGGGUGUACUCUUCCUAGACGCCAAUUUUGAUGCGUCAGUAAUGGAGUCGACGCUUCAACAGAGUGAGAACAAUUCUACGCCAGGAUCUUCAUCUAGUAGUGAUGAGGAUAUGUCUGAAGGUUUUGGUUAUGAUAAGGGUCCCUGCUGCGGUAUUAUUGGUUUCGCUACCUCCACUUCUUCGAGCAUCAACUUGGACCCAGGCUCUGACCUCCAUGCCGCUAUGCCAUCAAAAUUACUUGCGGCAUUGUUGCGUCGUUAUCCUGCUGGGAAAAUAUUCAAUUUCGAUGAGAAUGGUGGACUGUUAUCAAGUGGUUCGUCAGAAGAAGACUUUUGUCCCUCGGUUUGCAGAAAUGAUCCUAUGGAGGGCUCUGCCACGGCUACUCCCAGCAAAAAGCAGCGCCCUUGGUCGCGAGCUUCUGAAGGACUUUCAUUAUACAAGGUCUUCCCUGGGGCCCGGAGCGUGUCUUUCGUGCCAGUUUGGGACCCUAAGCGAGAUCGUUGGCUGGCAGGAGGGUUUGUCUAUACUCAGACGCCUACAAGGUCUUUUACUAUCGAGGGUGAGCUGAGUUACCUAAGAGCUUUUGGUAUGCUGGCCACGUCAGAAGCUCAGCGACUCGAAACUCUGCUUGUAAACAAGGCGCAGUCUGACGUGCUUGGCUCCCUUUCUCACGAACUGCGGACGCCUCUUCACGGAAUCAUGUUGGCAGCCGAGCUGCUUUCUGAUACUCAGCUGGAUGUUUUCCAAGGAAACCUGCUACGUACUCUUGAGACUUGCGGUCGAACACUUUCGGAGACUAUCGAUCAUCUCUUAUACUUUUCCAAAGUGAACCAGGUUGCAGUCCACCGAAAGAGGGAGCGUCGAACACGGAAAAAGCCUAUCAUCGUUGAUCCUUCUGUGACUAUUGCUGCUGGUGUUGAAACGUCUGAAGUUAGGCUCGAUGCUCUGGUGGAGGAAGUUAUGGACAGUGUUUUUGCCGGCCAUGUCUUCAAGCGCAACGAAGCUGACAAAGUAUGGCAAACCAGCAGUCAAGGCGGGAGGCUAAACAUCACAGAUGAUCUGCAAUCUCCUGGCUCCAAAGAGAUGGCAGCUGGUUGCACAGAAGACACGAUGAAGUUUGAAGUACCACUCGGGCAUGAAAACCAGGUGGCAGUCUUCCUCGAUAUCGACCCAUAUGUUCCAUACCUCUUUAAUGUUGCAGCUGGAGCAUUGAGACGUGUGGUGAUGAAUCUUUUUGGGAAUGCACUGAAGUACACGCAAAACGGCACAAUCACGAUUUCGCUCUCUCAGAAGCUUCUUCACCCCAACCAGCCCAGUAACAACAGAUGUCUGGUUAGUAUCGCGGUCAAAGAUACGGGCCAAGGAAUCGCUCCAGACUUUCUUCGCAACGACCUUUUCAAACCGUUUUCCCAGGAAAACCAUCUCUCAAACGGCACCGGACUGGGGUUGAGUCUGGUCAAAAAGAUCGUGGCAUCAAUGGGCGGUAAGAUCUCGAUCGAGAGCGAAGUCAACAAGGGAACUACAGCAACAGUAACAUUGCCACUUUCUCGAACGGACGGCUCAGAGGAUACUCAGAAGGGAGAAGACCGGAACGAGGUCGAUAAAGAGGCAAAGCGCUUGAAAGGACUGCGCGUACGGCUAGUUGGUUUCCCUUCUGAUGAGGAUAUCAAAUCUCAUACUAGGCAAGGCAUUCCUAUGUCUGCUAUGAAGACAAUGUGCCAUCGAUGGUUAAAGAUGGACAUUGUAUCUGAAGAUUCAUACCGGCACAUAGCACCAGACUUGGUGCUCUGCAAUGAGAUGGCAAUGACAGAUCCAGUCUUAAGUAGCGCAGAGCUUAUUAGAUCUCCUGUGGUUGUGGUGUGCGCCAAUGCCAUUACAGCACAUCGACGAUCUUCUGAGAAUAAAACAUCCGAGGACCAGCGAGUCUACGAGUUUGUUUCUCAACCUAUUGGGCCCCACAAGCUUGCUAGAAUCCUCCAUAUAGCAUUCCGUCGAUGGGGAGAUCUGCAGGCGUUGUCUCCAGCGGCACUUACAAAGGCAGAUGAUGAUGAUCACUCGCACCUUACAUCUGAUGGCGCGAAAAGGCAUUCGACCGGAGGCAAUCUUGGAGUCGAUGUCCCAGACGAUAAACCGACGCCACCGUAUCUAGGAAUGGAGCCCCAGAGACGUCCUAGACCCCCACCGCGCGCGCCUUCAACACGUGUUCCACUAGAUACACAACAGCAAACAUCACAUUCGAGUAGCGAACCCAAGAGCUUCUUACUCGUUGAUGAUAACCCCAUUAACAUAUCGGUUUUGUGCGCCUACAUGAAGAAGCUCAAGAGCAAGUACGCCACAGCAUCGGAUGGCCUCGAAGCUGUAGAGAGAUUCCAAGAGAAUCCGGAUUUGUUCAGCUGUAUUCUGAUGGACAUCAGCAUGCCACGAAUGGACGGGAUCGAGGCCACGAAACAGAUAAGAGCCUUUGAGAAGAAGGAAGAGCGGGAACCGGUACUCAUCCUUGCCUUGACAGGCCUGGCAUCGGCGAGUGCCCAGCAGGACGCUUAUGCAAGUGGUGUAGACGUCUUUAUGUCCAAGCCUGUAAAGCUCAAGGAGUUGAGCACCAUACUAAGAGAGUGGAGUUUGGCGUAG
This is a messenger RNA of Fusarium sp. VM40, 3723 nucleotides long. The record is from the annotation of a GenBank genome assembly. NCBI's taxonomy places the organism in Eukaryota, Fungi, Ascomycota, Sordariomycetes, Hypocreales, Nectriaceae.